CCAGACGGCGCCAGCUGAUCUCCGCUCGAUUGACCCCGAGAUUGAAAGCAUGUCGUGACGAAACCUACCCACGUUGCAUCAUUCAGAUACUACUCGUCAUCCCCUGGCCCCUCCCCACCCGCAACCCCUCCAUAUAAAGACAUCUCUCCUUGCCAAAUCCCCAACCCAAUGGAUGCAGAGGAGAUCCUUCGCGGGAUCAAGCCCCUCGUGGGCCAAGUGACCGCGAUUCGAACUGUCCAGGAAACGCGCCCUCGCGAGGACUAUGCCGACGCCUACGUCACGGAAGUCAAUGUGAAAUGCGCCUCCAAGGUGAUCAAAGUCCUGGACUCGUCCUUCCCCCGCGACUCAUCCCAGUCAUUGAGCCACCUCCGCCGUUUCGCCAAACACAAUCAAGUCCCCGAGCACCUCCGUCCAAUCCUCCUCCGCGAGGGCUCCUCCCCAGCGCAAACCAUCUUCGUCCUGAUCUCUCCUCCUCUCCCUGACAUCGAAUCCCUCCAAAAUGUCCUCUCACCAUUCGCGCCCCCGGACAUUCCCACAGGCACCAAACUCACCUUCCACACCGUCCGCAUCCCCCUCCAACCGCCCCUCACCACAGCCCAAGCCGACGCAUGGUCGAACACCAUGUGGCCGGUCGUCUUCAACCCAUCCGCACCCCGAGCCAUGAUCGCCCCACCACCGCAAAUCCUGAGCCGGGCCCGCGACUCCAUCCAGCCCAAGGCCGGCCGGUAUCUCGCGCUAGCACAGAGAGUCGCCAAGGAGGCAGAACAAUCAGGACUAGGUCGGCGCGUGGGCGCUGUCGUCGUGGAUCCGGAUCUCGAACACCAGCUCGAAAACGAAGAAAUAGACAUCCACUGGUCCGACGCGGUAGUCGCAGUCGCAGGCGACGGGAGAUAUUCUCGCACCGCGGUGUCCGAACCCGGCCCCAACCCCGCCAGCCAGACCUACAAUCCCGACCACGAAGGCGGACCCGAACUCCACGCCCUGAUGCGCGUCGUGGAACUGAUCGCCAGCAAGCGUCGCGAAGACCGACCCGGCUCAUCAUCCACCGGCCGGCCCUGCCUAAACCAUCUCGAGACCUACUUCCUUUCCCAAUCCGACGUAACCCGCCCCGACGACGACUCCAAGGACCCCUCCCCCGUCCCAGAAAAGUACCAGAAAACCGAAACCUCCUUCCACGCCAUCCACAAACACCCCGAGCCAACCGAGAACGACACCCCCACCACCGCUCGCAUCCGCCCCCGCUCCCAGGGCGGCUACCUCUGCACCGAUCUAGACGUGUAUUUAACCCACGAACCCUGCAUCUGCUGCUGCAUGGGCCUCCUCCUCUCACGCUUCCGCGCCGUGAUCUACCCGCGCAGCGCACGCAUGGUCUCUGGCGGAUUAGCCUCUGAACCAGUCCUCAAGCCAGUGCCCGUGGACGAGGACACCAGCGCCCCCGAGACCCAGGAUCCAACCCCAGACGAUACCCAACCUAAACGGGAAUACUACGGUCUCCACUGGCGCAAGGAACUGAACUGGCGUGCUCUUGGAUUCGAGUUCGUCGAAGAUACCGUCACUGAGACUGAUAAAGAGCCAGAGGGAAUUACAAAGGCUGUCGAGUUUCAUGCAUAGUUGCUACUAGAUACAUACAUACAUAAAAGCAUCUACAUCACAAAUCAAACAAGAACUGGC
Molecule: messenger RNA, 1671 nt
Organism: Aspergillus ibericus CBS 121593
Lineage: Eukaryota; Fungi; Ascomycota; Eurotiomycetes; Eurotiales; Aspergillaceae
Product: putative tRNA-specific adenosine-34 deaminase subunit Tad3
Exons: 3
Coding region: 169-1611 (480 amino acids)
Molecular function (GO): catalytic activity
Source: RefSeq, a predicted model, not a curated record